AUGGGGGGGAACCUGAUCCUGAACCCGCGGGACCUGCCGGAUGCGAAGCCGAAGAGCAUCGUGGAGAUCUACCACCCGGAGGACGAGGGCCCGAGGCUCCUCCUGCAGGUGGAGAACCCCAAGGAGGAUUACAAGCAGAAGGACACGAUCAGCAUCGAGCAGUCGAUCGCCCAGGUGUUCAACCUCCGGGCGUACGCCGACGUGGUCGUGUCCCUGGUCGACCCGACCCUCGUGUCGCUGGACUCCGUCGAGGUUACCUUCAAGGAUCAGUACUUUGCUCGAUCAGACAUGUGGAAGCUCAAAGAGUGCUUGGUGGAUCGAUGCAUCUACCUGACCCAAAAGAUAGAGUUCUGCGGAGGAUCGGUGGUGUUCCGAUCGCUGACAGGCAUGGUUUACCUCUUCAUCCAAAUGUCGUCCGAGAUGUGGGACUUUGAUGUUCAUGGCGAUCUGUAUUUCGAAAAGGCUGUCAAUGGCUUCCUCUGCGAUCUUUUCACCAAGUGGAAGAAGCAGGGAAGCAAUCACGAGGUGACCAUCGUCCUCUUCUCGAGGACGUUUUACAAGGCAUCCAGCAUUGAGGAAUUUCCGGACUACAUGCGACCCUGCCUAGAACAAGACCACAGGGGUCGCUUCUAUGAGGAUUUCUAUAGGGUCGCAAUCCAGAACGAGCGAUCCGAAGACUGGACCAUGAUCGUCAGUCAACUGAAGCAGGCGUUCUACGAGUACCCGAAGAAGGUGCUCAGCUGCCACCAGCGACCGAGUAUCCACGUCCCCAAGGCUAUUAAUUCCUCGGCAUCGCAGGGCAACUUCCUGGAAGUCCUCAACAUCUCUCUCACUGAUGUCAGUGUCCCGAUAACAGUGUUCGAGAAGCAUUACGUGGACCGGAGCUUCGACCGGACGGGUCAGGUGUCGGUCGUGAUCACCCCCGGGGUCGGGGUGUUCGAGGUCGACCGGGAGCUGACGAACAUCACCAAGCAGCGCAUCAUCGAUAAUGGUGUCGGCUCUGAUCUCGUGUGCCUCGGGGAGCAGCCCCUUCAUGCCGUCCCCCUUUUCAAGUAUCAUAACAAGCUUCCAGUCCAUCAGUCUCAAGUUGUUGAUGACUUCAGCAUGCCACAUUGGAUCAAUCUCAGCUUCUACACGAGCAACAAGCAGAUGGGGAUGAACGUGUUCGUGUCGCGAGUCAAGAUCCCGCCGAACCUGCUGCUGUCGGGGAACGGGAAGAUGUCGGUGCCGAGUUCCCUGGGGAGCACGUCCUCGCUCCUUCCCCCGACCCCCCAGCACUGCCCUCGGUCCUCCCACGAGACCAUCCUCGAGUCGGACUUCCAGAACUCGGUCUUCGACUACGAUGCGUACGACGCUCAGGUCUUCAAGCUCCCGGCCUCGCAGAGUUUCAGGGAUGCCGAAGCUGCAACCCAAAUGCAUCAUGGAUACGGAGGCCACCACAUGAAAAAGAAGACUCAGCCGGCGAUCGGAAGGUGCCCGUACCACAAGAUGUCCGAUGCCGACCUGUACGCCCCGAGCCACGAACUCCCUUCUCGGUCCGGGGCGCACGGCAAGCAUUCCUCGGCCAUCAACAUCCCUCCGACCCCCUCGCUGCUCUCUUCCUCUUACGGGGCACUCGACUUGGAAUGUGAGUUUGUGAAAUUCUCGUUAUUCACGCUAUUGCAAAUCCACGAAGUGGUUGAAGAAGCAGCAGAGACUGUCUGCCAUUCAGUUAUUGCUGCACCGGACUCCCCCCUCCUCGUCUUCCUCCACCCCUCUCUCCCCCCUCCAUCAUUGCGAGCAUGCCCACCUCAACUUCGUCUUCUCCCCUCCCACAUGUGUCAUAAGGUGAAGGAACCUUGGUUUUUUUUUUCCUACGUGUAUUUCUCCCCCGUAGCUCGGGCACUGCAGCUGAGUCGUCGGCUGCACGAAUCCGAGCGGGUGAGCGCGGAUCCGUUGUUCCCCGGAACCCCACCGCCCUUCAUCGGCGGGAGUGCCGGGUCCCCCCCGACGGACUACAUGACGCCGGAGAAGGUGUCCCUGGAGUGGGUGUGGUCCCUGUCCCGUCCGAGCUUCUCUGCGAAGAGGCCCCGGCGCUCCCUCAUCAACCCAUUCGACCCGUCCCACGUGAAGAUCAAGCUCACGUCCAAUCGGCGGCGGUGGACCCACAUCUUCCCGAAGGGUCCUGAGGGUAUGUUGAUCCAGCAACAUCACUAUCAGGCGGUCCCAAGUGCAAGCGAGGAAUCGCCUUCGGACGAAUCCCUGGUAGAAACCCCAGCUAGUGACCAUGACCAAUCUGAGGAUUCCUACACUCUCGAGAGUAGGUUCCGUUCUGUUCCCCUCCUCCCGCUUUCUUUUCUUUUCGUAUUCGGCCAGGCUUCCCGUUCCUCAUGUGCAUGCGUGAAAGUGCAAUCUGCUGGAGCGAUCUUGGAAUGUUUGAGCAAAGGGGAUGUUGUUGACCGAAGGGCGACGGAGGGGAACGCCCAAGACGUCCCUGACCGGGACGGAGAGCCAGAGGAGCCAGACGCUGCUCUGGGGUGCGACGGGGGAGCAGGAGUGGACCCCGGCUUUGACCACAGGGUUAUGAACAGUUCCACCAAUCAGCAGGCGAUUCUACCUGGUGAAGUUGGCUUGAAGUUAAAAGUAAUUGCGUUUAUCCCAUUCCAAGUCCUCGGGCGAGAUGCAGAAAAUUGUCUGGUUUCAACCUCCUACCGCAUGGAUAUUAACGCCCUGACGGCUGACCCCGGCGAGACAGGAGUGGACUGGAAGUCGCUGACGAUCCCGGCGUGCCUGCCCAUCACGACGGACUACUUCCCGGAUGCCAGGAGCCUCCAGUUCGACUACGUCCUGUCGGACUACUCCCUGCUCCCGGAGGCGAUCUCGGCGGACAUCGAGCGCCUCAAGUACGACCACUGGACGCCGCUCACCACGGCCCAGGCCUUCUGGGAGAUGAUUGCGCAGCGCCUCCAACAGGGGUUCCAGAUGAUCGUGUUCGAGGAGCGCAGCCAGCCGGGGGAGGGGAACCCCCUGCCCCAGGGCACCCUGGGGCGGAUGAAGCCGAAGCUGGAGAAGCCGUCCCUGUCGUCGUCGGCGUCCUCUCCCUCCCUGGCUUCCUCCUCCGUGUAUCUCUCCAUCGGUCGCAUCUUCCACAAGCUGACGCUCUUGGAGCCCACCAUCACGGUCACCAGAUACAGCCCACGUCACCCAUAUCCAUCCCUGCGAAUGAAAUACAAGUAUCGGUUCCUGGCACCGCAUUCGGACACCUUCGAGGUCUCCACGGCCGACUUCGUGACGGAGAAACUGGAGAACUACAAGUGGAACUACCUCGACAAUUACGUCGCCACCCGGGGCGAUCGGGAAUUCCGCCUCACGAAGGUGCGGCCCCCUGCUCUCUGUGGCACACGACCGUCGACGUCGACUCGUUACGAUUGUUGCCCGCAGGACCUGAAGUACUGGCGAUUCCCCAUGGUGCUCCUGCCGCAAUGCCACGUGUGCACGACGAAGCAGAUCGUGGAGGAGAAGAUGCAGCACUUUGAUGUCUAUCAGGUGCUAUGCGAAGAGGAUGUUGCCGUCCUCACGGAUGGCUUUUUGAAGUUCUUGGAGUCGGCCGUGAACCGCAUCCGACGUCCGGCUCCCGCCCGCAAACAUCGAGGAAGCAGUGGAAUGAGGCCGCGCCUGCGAUCCUUGGGUUCCCGGGAAGGACUGGCGGCUCUGUGGGGCGGGUGGGGCAGGGGGCCAGACCUCGUGGUCCCAGAGCGGCUAGGACGGCUAAGUGAGGGACAGCUCCUCAAUGCUUCCUCCCAGUCUUCACUCAUUGCAGAGAGAAUGAGGGACCCAAAGACUGGUGUUGGAACGCUACCGGUGCAGUUUGGUCUGCCGAGUUUUACGUUUGUGAGCGGGGAGGCUGUGUUGUGGGUCCUGGGGAAUGUGGACGGCAUCCAAUCUGCACCCCAGGCUGUCAGUCUCCUCCAGAAUCUCUUGAGUGAUGGAUACAUAUACCAUGCAUCUGGGGACAAGAAGUUCCCCUUCCUCAAUGGUUUCUACCUCUACUACUUUGUCACCGAAUCUGGGAAGCUUCCAGGCCAGAUGUUUGACAUUUUCUUGAGAAGGCUUGCUCAUGAAUCAGGCUUGCCCAUGCUAGAAGCUAACCGACCGAGCAUGGUUUCUCUCGUUCUCGGAGCAGAAGCGGAGGUGUCUCUUCCCCGCCAGGACCUGGCAGCCUUUCAGCAGGACUUCGUGGAGGUGGAAACCCUGCCAUACCCACUGAUGGCUCCGGAUCACGCGUUCCUCGCUCCGGAGACGCUCGCGGAGACCGGGUCGUGGAGCCCGGGGACGUCCUUCAAGGAGGUCGACUUGGAGGUGGACGUGAACGGGAAGAGCGACCGCAUCGAGUGGGCCCACGCCCGCUAUCAGCGUCAUUACAACCCUGCGGUUGCCUACGAACUCAUGGUCUACUGGGUCACUGCCACUGGCCCCCUCAUUGCUGAACUGGUGCUGGGGUGGGCGAGGAAGGCCGGCCAGUCGGGGUUCAACAUGGUCCCUGUCCCGUCCGAUCCGUUCGCUCUCCCGUUCUCGUGGAAGUCGGAUCCCCUGCGGGGUCCCAUCUACGUCCCGCUCAACACCGAGUGCCUCAUGGGGGACCAGAGCUACCUCUUUGAAGGUUUCCCCGAGGAGACGUGGAACCAGCGCAUGUUCCUCCUCCAGGAGGGAAUUGCACGUCGCUUCGGUUUCAUCCCGUGUCACCUGGACUUGGAAGGGAUGCCGGGGGCGAAGGCUCCCAAUCCCAUGCCCCAGUACAUCCAUGUCACAGGGACAGCCUUCAUCAUGAUCCCCAUCAGGUUGCAGUCACCUGCUCAGAUAGGCAUUGCCAUCAGUGGGAAGAGUACUAGCGAGGAAUGCGGGAGUUGGCAGAGUCCGUACUGUGUGUUUGCAGCCCGAAUGGCCUCAUUGCAUAGACAGCAUGGCUUUGCACCAGAUCCCUCCCUCACCUCCUCAUCCUCCAUUGGGGCCCCACAGAUGCGGAGCAGGGGCACGGAGAGCACAUACGCUUUCGCCCUCAUAGCUGGACACGAAGUUGAGGUUGUGUGA
Messenger RNA from Darwinula stevensoni, 5067 nucleotides. The record is from the annotation of a GenBank genome assembly. NCBI's taxonomy places the organism in Eukaryota, Metazoa, Arthropoda, Ostracoda, Podocopida, Darwinulidae.